AUGUCCAGCCUCCCCUCUGUAGCCGACGUCGAGGUCGACCACAACGGCAAAAGCCUCUGGCCUAACAUACUCAGCGCAGAACGGGCCGCUCUGAAAGUGGCACCCACGAAACCUGACGCAAAGUACAACGACUCGCUCAUUGGCAUUCGCGUUCUGGGAUUCUUGGUGCAAGAUCUGUGGCAACAUAGCCAGCACUCCUUUGGCGUCAUUCCAUACAAGGAAAUCAUCAAGCAGAUCGCCUCCUGCCUGUCGAUUCCCGGGCACACCGUCGGUAGCGAGGAAGAGGCUGAAGCGCAGCAUGAGAAGCUUCAGGCCUUGGGAUUGUACUAUCGUAAUCACAUCAUCCGCGUAUUUCGUUCGAAUGGAGGCCCGAAUCCCAGACGCUCCGAGCAACCUUCCCGCCCAUCCCUGGACGUUGUUCGAGACAGGAUAAUACGCGAGAAGCGGACCCUAACAACAGCGGGCAGCGCUCGUACGAAUGCACUCCUACGUGAUGGGUACCGCUGUAUGCUUACUGGGCAAUACGAUAUCGAUUCAGCCGAUAUUCACCCCGAGCUGAACGAUCGUCCGCCGCUGACGGACGGUGAGCAGAAGACCGACUACGCUGCCAGCGCGGCGGCAAUUCUCCGAGUGUUUGGGCUCAAUAGCAAGGCCGAGGGCCUUGUGUGCGGCAAUGUUCACAAACAUUUCGACAUCCUCACGAUGCGGAGUGAUCUACACUACCUUUUCGACCACCUAGAAUUUUGGUUAGAAGAAGUGAUCGGGGAGGCGAGCAAACUCUCCUCGGCGCAUUCUUAA
Fomitopsis serialis is the source of this 798-nucleotide messenger RNA. RefSeq lists its product as uncharacterized. NCBI's taxonomy places the organism in Eukaryota, Fungi, Basidiomycota, Agaricomycetes, Polyporales, Fomitopsidaceae. The coding region runs from base 1 to 798 and encodes 265 amino acids. The record is from RefSeq and is a predicted model, not a curated record. The transcript is spliced from 5 exons.